GGAGGAGGGCGAUGAGCCUGCUCCGCCCCCGCCCCAACCUGUUAAACUCCUGUGCAGGAUCGUCCCACCCCUGCGCUACUCCUGACAGGUCCUCAGAUCCAGGGUGCUCCUCCAGCCACCAUGAGGCUCUUCAUCUCUCUUCCUGUCCUGAUAGUGGUCCUGGCCAUGGCUUUGGAAGGCCCAGCCCCCGCCCAGGCAACCCCUGACUUGUCCAGCGCAUUUGAGAAUUUCCCGGAAAAGCUGAAGGAGUUUGGGAACACUUUGGAAGACAAGGCCCGGGCAGCCAUUGAACACAUCAAACAGAAGGAAAUUCUGACCAAGACUCGGUCCUGGUUUUCAGAGACAUUCGGCAAAUUGAAGGAGAAGCUCAAAACUACGUUUGACUGAGUGCCCUGCGGCCUACCCCACACAGCAAGGGGUCCCUCCU
This is a messenger RNA of Phodopus roborovskii (desert hamster), 427 nucleotides long. RefSeq names its product apolipoprotein C1 (gene Apoc1). Gene Ontology annotation, biological process: very-low-density lipoprotein particle clearance; lipoprotein metabolic process; negative regulation of lipoprotein lipase activity. The coding region runs from base 121 to 387 and encodes 88 amino acids. The transcript is spliced from 4 exons. Gene Ontology annotation, molecular function: fatty acid binding; phospholipase inhibitor activity. Gene Ontology annotation, cellular component: extracellular region; very-low-density lipoprotein particle; high-density lipoprotein particle. The record is from RefSeq and is a predicted model, not a curated record. NCBI's taxonomy places the organism in Eukaryota, Metazoa, Chordata, Mammalia, Rodentia, Cricetidae.